Suricata suricatta (meerkat) is the source of this 830-nucleotide messenger RNA. RefSeq names its product chromosome 14 C5orf52 homolog (gene C14H5orf52). The record is from RefSeq and is a predicted model, not a curated record. Lineage: Eukaryota; Metazoa; Chordata; Mammalia; Carnivora; Herpestidae.
AUGGUCCUUCCUCGCGUAGAGAGAUCCUCAGGGUCGGGUUUUCGAAGAAACCCCGGCCUCCUCUUCGCUCUCUGGAGCUGCUCCUCCCAUCCUCUCCAGGACUCACUCUGUCUCAGCCAGGGCCCUCCGAGCCUGUCUCAUCAUCUGGCUCCUAUUCCCGAGUCGUCCUCGAGGGUGGAAGACGCGGCUGCCCUGCAGCCUAGGUCCUCGGUCGCGUGGAACCUGGGCUCGCCUUUGGGUAAUUCGGCCGCCGCCCAGACGACCGCCAGUUCCGGCAUCACCCCGGCCAGGGCCUUCCGGCACAAUAGGCUUAGCACCUACACCAAAAUCAACGUAGGGACCCACCCGAAGAUCUGCUUCCUGUGGCCGCGGACGGCAAAGCAGCCGGUGCUGUUCAGCUUAAUGAACUCCAAUGAAGCAGCAAUGAAAAAAUGUUUACCCAACAGCAACUUACCCCGGGUGAUUUUUCAUGACAAUCCCAGGAUACAGCGAGUCUAUGAGAUGGAGAUGAGAACUGCAGACAAGAUCCAGAGAAAGAUGAGCCACUUCUAUGACCACCUGAAGAAAAAGUUCAUGACCGACCAGCUCAGAAAGCUGGAGCUCUGGAGACAGGGAUCCAUUAGCAUCCAGCAGUGCCUGGUUAGCAUCCGAGGGCACAAGGUCCAACCUCUACCCUCCCAGGAAGAACCAGCCACCCUAGUCAAGGCAGAGUAAUCUGUCCCUGAGCCAUGACGACACUAGACUACAGGAAGAAGAAAGGUAGAAACUAGCCACCUAGACCAUGACAGAGCCACAAUAAACUAACACCAGCAGACAGUGGACCACCAAAA